This is a messenger RNA of Meloidogyne enterolobii, 401 nucleotides long. Lineage: Eukaryota; Metazoa; Nematoda; Chromadorea; Rhabditida; Meloidogynidae. The record is from the annotation of a GenBank genome assembly.
AGAAGAUUAUUUUUAUUUAAAUUUACUUUAAAAAUGGUUAACGGUGAAUUACUUAAAAAGCAAAUACAACAAUUUAAAUUGGGAAAGGAUGCUGCUGCCGAUUAUUAUAAAGAGUUGGAAGGUCACAACGUUAUAUAAUGAUGGCAAUGAAUGAAAUACAAGCUUUAAUGCAACUACCCGAACAAGUUAAAGAUGAACGUUCUUGGCGUUCUUCUCUUUCCAAUGUUAAAGAACAUUACAGUGACAGUGAUGUUCCUUUAUCUAAUUUUAUUAAAACAAAAGAUGCUUGGUUGGCAAUAAUGCAAAAAUAUGCUGGGGGAUUAAGCGCUGAACAAAAAAAGGAAUGGGAAGAAUUAUUUACCAAGGCCUCUUCUGAUAUGAAAAAAUGGGGAUGGAUUUAA